UUUUCAGGAGUAGGUCGAGCUGAAAUACGAACUAUUCUAAACAUAGACAAAAGUAAUCAUCGCCGAAAUGCUAAGUUUCUUAAUAAGGCGAAACUGACACCUAUCAGAGCCAGAGACGUUCAUGUCAGGCACCAAAUAGAUUUGAUGGAUACGAGCAGAAAAGGAUAUGAUCUUCAAAAGAUAGGUCAGGACGGUGUGAAGAGGGCGAAACAGCUCCCUCUUUAUCAGAGAAUUCUAAAUAACGACCCCAGGGAGGUGAUAGCUUACAAAACACCAUUUGAAAUAUACUUUGUACGAAAUUAUAACGCCUUCAGAGAGAGCAGAUUACAAGAAGAAAUCCUUCCUAGUGCUGGGAGGGUUCGCCCAACUAAGAAUUACAAUCCUUUUAGAGGUGGCGAUUGCCAAUUUGCUGCACUACUGCACCAGGCAAAGAGAAUGGACAUUUUAAGAUCUCCUGAAACCAUGAGGAAAGAAAUAGUAGAGUACUUAAAAAGUAAUCCGUUCGAUAGCAAUGGCUUCCCUCUUUUGGAGCAUUUGGCAAAUGAUGAGGUCGCUUGCUGAGUAUAUAACUCAUAUGGCGCACGAUGGGACCUAUGGGGAUCAGAUUACGCUGUAUGCAGCAGCAAACUUGUAUAACAUCGACAUCCAAAUAGUUUCCUCUCUAAGAGUUGGUGGGGAGCAUGCGUUCAAUCCGUCAGCAAGUGUUUCAGCAGCUACCGUGUACCCUGGACAUUUUGCUGAGAACCAAGGCGAAUGA
Messenger RNA from Pocillopora meandrina, 757 nucleotides. NCBI's taxonomy places the organism in Eukaryota, Metazoa, Cnidaria, Anthozoa, Scleractinia, Pocilloporidae. The record is from the annotation of a GenBank genome assembly.